This is a messenger RNA of Notolabrus celidotus (New Zealand spotty), 1201 nucleotides long. It is a transcript of the gene hdhd3, whose product is annotated as haloacid dehalogenase-like hydrolase domain containing 3. The record is from RefSeq and is a predicted model, not a curated record. NCBI's taxonomy places the organism in Eukaryota, Metazoa, Chordata, Actinopteri, Labriformes, Labridae. The transcript has 3 exons. The coding region runs from base 250 to 975 and encodes 241 amino acids.
UAUUGAAGGUGUUUAUGCACCAAUAAAUAAAAACUGAACAAUAACGAAUAUUGAGUGAGGAUAAAGGGUGUUCCAAAAGAUAAUAUACAUUUUGGGGAACUGACAAAAAUGUUUCAGAGAGACAAACAUCGAAGGAGUUUACUCUCCAGUAGAGGGCACCAACUACCGAGAAUCCCUCCAGCGAAGAAGACAUCAGUAGCCAGCUGACUGGAGCUCCAUUGGUAAUCCUGGAGACUUGACUUUGAUGUAAUGCGUGCUCCUCUGCGCUGGGUACUGUGGGAUGUGAAAGACACCCUGCUGAAGGUGCGAGCCUCUGUGGGAGAGCAGUACUGCAAGGAAGCUGAGCGAAUGGGCUUGAACUUCAGUCCUGUGGAGGUUGAAGCUGCUUUCCUCCAAGCAUAUAAACAUCAGUCCAGUAGAUACCCAAACUACGGCGUCACUCAGGGCCUGGAUGGCCGGGCUUGGUGGAUGGAGGUGGUCCAGGGCACGUUCUCCCGGUGCAGAGUACAGGACCCAGCCCUGCUAAAUACUAUGGCUCAGAACCUUUAUCAAAACUUCUGUCAUGCAGAUAAUUGGGAGGUAUUUUCAGACUCAGAAAAGGCCCUCCAGAGCUGUUCCUCUCUGGGACUGAAGCAUGGUGUGGUAUCAAACUUCGAUCGCCGCCUAGAAGAGAUUUUACAUGCUUGUGGCCUGCUGUCUCACUUCAGCUUUCUGAUCACAUCAGAGGAAGCCGGUAUAGCGAAGCCAAGUCCUGUCAUCUUUGAUCUGGCACUGCAGAAAUGUGGUGUACCAGCUGCUUGUGUAGCCCACAUAGGGGACCACUUGGAGAAAGAUUACCUUGCAUCUCGCUCUGUGGGCAUUCACGGCUUCCUUUUGGACAGACAUAACAAGUACAACCACUCUGUUGUUCCUCCAGAGCAUCGACUGGACUCCCUGGAGAAGCUGCCAUCACGGCUUCAGCAGCACAUGAACUAAUGCCAGACAUAUUAGCUCAUGGGCAAAGUUACUCAGCCAAACUGUGCUUCAGUUAAGGAACCAAUUUCAGCUAAUGUUGAACUAAGUGAGCUGUGCCACUUUGGAGAUUUUUACUUGUUUAACAAAAAAAGGCCUCUGACAGAAAAAAGAAUAUCAUGGGUUGUAACACUGGAAAUACUGUAAUUAUCAUGCAAUUUUACUGUAAAUAAACUGGGAUCAACAUCUA